Messenger RNA from Penicillium antarcticum, 1326 nucleotides. RefSeq names its product NAD(P)/FAD-dependent oxidoreductase. The transcript has a single exon. Bases 1 to 1326 code for a protein of 441 amino acids. NCBI's taxonomy places the organism in Eukaryota, Fungi, Ascomycota, Eurotiomycetes, Eurotiales, Aspergillaceae. Gene Ontology annotation, molecular function: oxidoreductase activity. The record is from RefSeq and is a predicted model, not a curated record. Gene Ontology annotation, cellular component: cytoplasm.
AUGCUGCCGACACUCAGAAUUGCCGAUUUGAACGAUGCCCCAUCCCCCCAGCGAAUCUUCAUCGUUGGAGGAGGUAUCGUUGGCGCAGCCCUCGCCUUCCAUCUGUCGCAAAAUAAAAAAGGGCAUCAAAUCGUUCUCAUCGAUAAAUGCUUAGAAAAGCGUCUUGGAUCUACGGGUCAUGCCCCAGGCUUUGUUGGCCAGCUCAACGAAUCGUCCGUUUUGACUCGACUUGCCAAAGAUACCGUUUCAGAGUAUCUCACUAUCCCCGGUGGUUUCAACACCGUCGGCGGCUUGGAACUUUCAUCAGCACCAUCAGGCAUGGAAACAUUACACCGCCGUCUCGAGCUAGCACAAGCUGCUGGCCUACCCGCUGAGAUCAUCAACCCAGAAACGGCGGCGUCCCUUGCUCCGGACUUUAUUGACGCCGAGACUGUGAAGCUUGGCUUGCAUUUCUCUUCCGAUGGAACGGCCAACGCGCAAGUCAUUACCUCUUACUACUUUGAUCAAGCGCGAAGCCGAGGUGUGGAUUUUGUUGAGGCUUCUGUUACUGGUUUCUCCACCACAAAUACCAGGGAUGGAAACGUUGCACAGAUAGCAGCUAUCCACACCGCAGAAGGCGACAUUGACUUGCAAGGCAGCACUGUCAUUCUUGCCACUGGUAUUUGGACUUCGUUAUUGACAGGCACUGCCAUUGGCGAUAAAGCUUCCAUCACAGAACUUCCGAUUCCUAUUGUUCCAGUCGCACAUCCUUACACCUUUACUCUAUCUCGACCUCACCGCACUGGAACACCAUAUCCAUUCGUCCGCUGGCUCGAUCAUCAUGUAUAUGCCAGAGACCACGGAGAUCGCGACGGACUGGGCAGUUACGAUCACGCUCCGCUGCAGUUGGAUCCUGUCGAUACGGCCAUUGGAGCUUGGCCCUCCAGCUUCGACAAAGUUCUUUCUGAAGCAACUUCAUACUUGAAAAACGGUGAUCAAUUCCAAGCUAAAGGAUGCAAUGCCGAGUCGGAUGCCUGGGAAGCGAAAAGACCGUUCAAUGGUAUCUUCUCGGUGACUCCUGACAACCUCCCACUUGCGGGGCAGGUGACUGGUGUUACCAAUUUGUGGAUGGCUGCUGCCAUCUGGGUUACUACUGCUGCUGGCACCGCGAAGCUUGUGUCACGGAAGAUACUGGGUGAGGUUGAGAGCUCUGCUACCUCGGAAGAUGAGCGGCUCCUGGAAGCAUUGAGUCCUGCUCGUUUCCAAGGGGUUGGAGCGGAUACUCUGGCUAGUCAGGCAUUGGGGAAGUAUAAUGAUAUUUACAAUAGAGACACUCAGGGUCAUUAA